GGGGGGGGGGGUCUACGCCUUAUCAGUGUGUCCGUUACAUUCUUGGCUGCGACGGUUGGAAACUGCCAUUUAUGGACAAAGAAAGACCCCAAUACAGAUACUAUAGAACCAUGUUCUACUGACCCACAAUGCAACAGGAGAUUAUAAAAAACCCACCACAAAGACCCCCGGGGCAGUGACUGUGAGGUAACAAGCCUUAGGUAACUGUACCUCUGUAGUAGAAGUUGUAGAGGCCGACACUGGAAUUAUUCUGCUAUGGCAUCGAUGACAUCAUCCAGCCGCAGAUCUUCCUCAUCCUACCGGUCUUCAUCACGUUACAGCACCUCCAGCUCCUAUCGAUCAGAGGGGUCGCUGGGCGGAUCAUCCGAGUGUCUGGACCCGCUGUUCGAGCCAUUCCUGGACUGUGAAGACAACUCCAGUCUGUUUGGAGAGGACAGCCCUGGAGGACCCGGCUGCUUGGCCCCCUUCAGCAGACACAGCAGACCCUCAUACGGACACACCGUGCCUGCGUGUGGCGCUGUGACCGGUCGUCAGAGUGGCACAGGGAGCAGGGUGCGUUGUCUGGGCGACAGCUACUACAUAUCUGCUAACGUCAGCCAGUUUGAACCGCACGACAUAGCAGUGACGGCGUUCAACCAUCACGUCGUCAUUCACGCACAGAAGGUGUUGGACGACGGCAGCGUCAGUGACACGUUCACCCACAGGUCCCAGUUCCCCGAGGACAUGGACCCUCUGUCGGUCAGCGGGACCCUCAACGCUGACGGCACGCUGGUGGUCAGUGUUCGUCGGAUGACGGCGGUGGGGGGGUUUGAGCCCCCGGCCGUUCAAAUGUACCGCAGUGAAGCCCAGCUUUGAUGUGGAGUGAAGUCUCAAACCACACUCAGAGGUGAAUAAUUAAUGAGGUGGAAUUGUUUGAGUGGAAAACCUGGAUUUUUGUUAUUACUUUGAAAAUGCAAAAUGACAAAAAAAAAUUGAUUUACAUGUAUAAUGUGUUGUUGUUUUUUAUUACAAAGGAUCAGUUUGGCUUUGACUGUUUUAAAAUGUAAACCGUUAUUUAUUCAUUUAUUUGAAUGAAUGUAUAAUUGAAUUACAACAAACCUAUCUCUGGAUUAUGACAUUAAUAAAUUACAUAUUUAAUGAUAAUAAUUUUACAAUAUCACAACGUCUGUUUUUUCUGUUUCUCUAAAAUAUUCCUUCAAAAAAUAAAAAAA
This is a messenger RNA of Cynoglossus semilaevis (tongue sole), 1211 nucleotides long. RefSeq names its product heat shock protein, alpha-crystallin-related, b12 (gene hspb12). Lineage: Eukaryota; Metazoa; Chordata; Actinopteri; Pleuronectiformes; Cynoglossidae. The transcript is spliced from 3 exons. The record is from RefSeq and is a predicted model, not a curated record. Bases 256 to 855 code for a protein of 199 amino acids.